AUGGCGAGCCGGGAGAUCUGCGACCACUCGCAAAAUGGGAGCCCCGAUUCCCCCGACCUCUUUGGCGCCAUUGUGGCCAGAGACCUCCAGGCAGCAACCCAAGCAGCGCCGGCCCAGAAGCCAGAUGCCAAAGGCGGUCCCACCCCACCAAGAUCCGGGGGAAGCUUCCUCGAUGACACCUACCUCUGGAGCCAGGAUAGGCACCACCUCCAAUGCUUGCUCCACAACCUGGAAAUCGAGCUCGCGGAGGACGGCCUCCACAUCCACCCCACCAAAACCGCCAUACUUCGCAGCCACCCAGAAGGAGGGGGAACCUUUCAGAUCAGCAACACCACGGCCACCUGCCAACCGCACAAGACAGUUAUCGCCACACUGGGCUCCCCCAUCACCUUCGGGGAGCAGACAGUGCCCAUCAUAGCGGAAAUGACCAGGCGGGGGAGACAAGCCUUUGCCAAACAUAAGCACAUACUGCUGGCCAGAACAGGCCUCGCAAGCAGGAUGACAGCCUACAUUGCCCUGGUACGCAACGCGGCACUCUACGCAGCAGAGACGUGGCCCGUGAACCAGCGCAUCCUUAGAGCUGCCAACUCUCUACAAGCCCAACACCUACGGCGCAUGCUCCACCUGGACAGAAGGCCCACAGAGCAGUGGGCAGACUGGCACAUACGCUCCCUCAGAACAGCCCGAGUACACCUGCACCGGGGGGGAUGGGAAAGAUGGUCGACCCACAUCCUCACCAACCUCUGGGGGCACAUGGCCAGAGCAGGAGAGGAGGUAAACGCUAUGAUUCGCUGGAAAGACCUGCGCUUCUGGCGAGCAGAGCAACGCAAGCCUCCCAGAGACAGAGUUAACCAUGCUGCCCGCUUCAACCCGGAGAAGGAUGUGGAGAGAGCCCUAGAAAGCAUCGGGGGAACAAACUGGGGCGACCUAGCAACGGACCGCACCCGGUGGCAACUACUCACAGCCAGCUUUGUUGACAAGUUCGACGUUCCAUGGGCAACAGGCAAGCAGACCAGAGCAAUCCCCCCGCCCACGGGGGGGAUGCCCAUGGCUGCUUAUCCACCGAUAAGCGGAGAGACAUGGCUGCUGCAGGAGCCCCUCUCAGAAAGAAGGUGGCUCGCCACAGUCACCCAGACACCCACUGCAGCACAGCAAGAGCCAUACAGCCAGUUCCUCAUGACCAGGGCCGACGCGUGGCACAUGCAGUUCACCACCACCACACCAGACCGCUUCCUGCAGGAGGGGGACACCAACCACAGCCCCACAACCGACCAAGCACAGAGCAGCACACAGCCGCAGCCGGAGAACACUCCGAGGCCAGAGGAGGACCCACCAGCGACAACACAGCAACAAGAGUGGCAGUGGAGGACAGACGACACCCACGACAACUGGGACUACUGGUACCAAGCACCACAAGAAGGGGGAGAUCCAUAUCCACACCUCGACCUCUACCAGUACCACGUCGACACCGUCACCGAGACCGGAGGGGGAAAGCCACUGGAACGACGCCGCGUGUAUGGCCGACUACCCUCAGCAGCCGCGGGCUCCAAUGACGCAGCCGCCGCGGGGGAACCACCAAGUGCACAAGCUCUACUUGCAGCACAGCGGGGAGCUAUCACGGCCACCCUCGCCCAGCUGCAGAUGAUACACGAGAUCGCGGACGGCCUCGCCAACAGAGAUGGUGAAAUCAUCUCCAACAUAUGCGCCAUUGCACUGCGCAUGCUCUCGCAAGCCGACACCCACCCGGAAGCCAGAACGUGGGGGAGAGCAGUCAUGGCGGAACCAACGGGGAUGAGCGAGGCCUACCGCUUCGUAUCCUCAAUGAGGGUGAGAAGGGGCGAGGGCUUUACUCCAGAAGAGUUCGCCACGGACCUCAGCCAGCUCAGGGCAAUGAUCGAGGCGGGCCUCUCCGAACUCCAGGAGCCGAUGCCGGGGGAUGUGACCGAAGCCAACCUCCACAAAGCCAUGGCCAAACUCAGAGAGGCAUACAAGAUGGUCGACGGGGUGAUCCUGCUGGCACUUGGAGGGGAUCGCACAUGGAACACGCUGGCAUGGUGGGACGCCCUCCAUGAUCUACUGUCGCCAGCCGCACUGCUGUCAACCAAAAAGGGGGAAGCCUACCACGUGGAGGACGAUCCCACCACAGCCCAUCCAGCUGAUGUGCUCAAGCUCGGCGGGGAGGGGAUCGAGGAAUGGCAAGCACGCACGGACCGGCGUGCAAGCGCCACAGAACGCCUCCUCAAAGCAGCCCGGAGACUCAAAGACAUCGUGCCCUACGUGACGGACACCGUGCUCAUGCCCGUGAUCGAACUGCUACAUGCUAUUGAAGCCUGGCAACAAGCUCUCUUCGGGGGAGCACACGCGGUGCAGGAGACCCACGUGGACCACACGGGGGAGCCCGAGACCGCCCACGACUCCCACGCGCCGGUUCGCGAGAACACCGAGGAGGAGACGGCGGCCUAUAGAACGGGGAAGCCGAGACCGACCACGGCUCCACCACGCAGCUUCGCGACGGCGCCGCGGAGGGCACGGACCAGCCCACCGACACCACAGGGGGAGAAGAGCUCCCAAACAUGCAAGGGGGCCCAGUUCUGGCUGCAGGCCACCCUUAGUCGGCUGAUAGAUUGGGCACGGAGUCAUGCGGAGCUCGUUGUUCAGGAUACUCAGGAUGCAGACGAUUCCAAGGCCACGCUCGAUUGUUUUGACCGUUGCGGCUCUUUUGGGCCGGAUGCAGCAUCUUUGGCGGAUUGGCUGUUGAGCCGGGCUCCGAACCUCGAGAAGUCCGUCGAGCAGGUGCAGCAGGAGUACCAGAAACUGAGAGCGACCUUUGAAUCUGCAAAGGAGAACUUGUUGUCCGAACGCAUGGAGUCUUACGGGCUUAAGUCUGGCGAUACGUUCAAGCCAAAGUUGGAAGUGCUGCAGCAAAAGCUCCAAGAGUCAAAAGAAGAGCUCCAGGUCCUCAUCGAAGAGAAGGGCCACUUGGAGCAGGCUAUUCAUGGGCCGAAGAAGAAGCUCAAGGCAGAAUCCGGCUUGGAGGACAAGGUUGUCAUGUCAGCUGUCGACGAAGCUGGGGACGUUCCGUCCAUGAAAGAGGCCACUGCCGAGUCCUACAGCGUUCUUUUCGGAUCCGACGGGCAACCCGUUCUGGAUGGGGCUGAGGACUUGCCGCAGCCAUCAGAGUUCAAGACCGUAAGCCAGUCUCGGCCAUACUUGGCAGAUUUGACAAAGGCAUGCCAACUGCUCGAAGAAAAGCGUGCCGGCCUCGCAGCAAAGCUUAAACUUGCCAACGGCGAGAGCUUGGAAGAAAGCGACCCGGGUGAUCGUGAAGAAGCCAGCCCGGUUCGACAAAAGAACUUGCAGGAACCUGCAGGAAUCAAUGCGCCUCUCGCCUCAAUCAAGACACAGUGGGUACUCUGA
This is a messenger RNA of Symbiodinium sp. CCMP2592, 3417 nucleotides long. NCBI's taxonomy places the organism in Eukaryota, Dinophyceae, Suessiales, Symbiodiniaceae. The record is from the annotation of a GenBank genome assembly.